Messenger RNA from Salvia hispanica, 1343 nucleotides. NCBI's taxonomy places the organism in Eukaryota, Viridiplantae, Streptophyta, Magnoliopsida, Lamiales, Lamiaceae. The record is from RefSeq and is a predicted model, not a curated record.
CAAUUUUAAGACAAAAGUGAGAGAUUAGAAUUGGAUGCCCCCAAAAUUUCCCCCAAAAAAACUUCCUCUCUUACCUCAAAUCUACCGAAUUUCUCUCAAACUUCAAUCUUCAACCUUCAACUGCCAUAACUGUUUUUCCAUUGGAAAUCUGCUGCUAAUCGGAGUUGCAUGACGAGCGCUUCGGAGCUUUUCUACCAGCGGAGGUCGCGAAUUGGGCGUCAUUCCGAUUCAUUUGGCGUUGGGUCGGAUUUGGGCUCUCCACCGCCGCCUCUCUGGAUCAAUCGCCGCCGCCGCAACAACAACCCUGCAGGAGGAAAUCACAGUCGCCGAGAUCGUCUCGAUCCCGACGGCUGCAAUCCGUUGCGCCGCUCUCUUCAUCACCCGCGCCAGACCUCGUUCCAUCGCUCUUCUCAUCCACCUCCGGAACGUGAAACGGUUCGACCUGAAGAUGGCAACCACCUGUUUUCUCCAGGCAAUGUUGUCCAUCCUGAACCUCAAGUUAAUCCACAAGAUAGGCUGUCUUUAAGUGGGAAUGACAGGCUUCCUGGAGCCGUGCUGCUUGCUAGAGAAAGACUUCUGCAACGACUGAGAGGUGUUACACUCUCUGGUAGCAGGCGGAGUAACAGGAACUCAUCUAGUAGCCAACAUAGUGACUAUGCAAUGGGGGAUGACUUCAGGCUCGUGGAUGCUGGGGAUUGGGAAACAGAAAUAUCUAGGGAGUGGCUCGCAGCAGCGGCUCCCUUACCCAGUUCAGUUGUCCAGCAUCUGAACAAGAGGCCUCCAGGACUUACUCAAGAGGCACUAAGCUGUUUGCCGGUCGAGGUAUUCUGUGUCGCAGAGGAAAGUGACGAGCAGCACGUGUCUAGGGCAUCGAGAGAGUGUAGCAUAUGCCUGGAGAGUUUCUUGGUGGGAGAUCAGCUGAUAUGUCUACCGUGCGGGCACAGUAAAUGCAGGUCGACGAAUUGGGAAGCAGCAGGUUGUUUGGGGGAUAUUCAACCCGGGACAGGACCCACCUGGUGUGUCGUGUUUCAUGUUUGAGCGAGGUAGAUUUGGACAGGUAAGAUCUGAAACUUCUAAGAAUAAAGGCUUUUAAAGUAAACAGAGAGAUUGGCGGUACCCCAGUUGAAUGAUUCAACAUUCGGCUAUAACUGUUUGUCCCAUGAAAAUGAUGUGUAACAAAUAAUAUCAUGAAAUUGAAAGCACCCUUAGAAAAACUUCCUUGACUACCUUGUAGUAAUACUAUAUUAGAAGCCAGUCAACUCAAUUAGUUUUUCAUAGCGACUCUGUCCCACUCAGUACUCACAAUCCAUUUUUCUUUGCGACUCUCUGUUUCAACCUUUUAC